Schistosoma haematobium is the source of this 4810-nucleotide messenger RNA. RefSeq lists its product as uncharacterized. NCBI's taxonomy places the organism in Eukaryota, Metazoa, Platyhelminthes, Trematoda, Strigeidida, Schistosomatidae. The transcript has 13 exons. The coding region runs from base 1178 to 4555 and encodes 1125 amino acids. Gene Ontology annotation, molecular function: monocarboxylic acid transmembrane transporter activity. Gene Ontology annotation, biological process: transmembrane transport; monocarboxylic acid transport. The record is from RefSeq and is a predicted model, not a curated record.
AUUCGUGUAAUAUAUGGUAGUCUAAAUUUACUUCCGAGUUAAGUAUACAGUUUUUUUAUUCGCUACCGUGGUUACUAUCACAAAUACAGUGUUUAUGCCUAAGAAGCAGAUGAUUUGGUUACCUAAUCAGUUGGUUGAAUUUAAAUGUUUUGUCCAUAUCCAUUUAACUGUUUAUAAGUCUGUUGAAACAUAUCAAGUAAGCAAGCAAACAAAUUUGUCUCGUCUUCUGAUAACAUCAUAUGAUUCUCUAAAAUCAGUGGUCAUUGAUAAAAUUCGCGUAAACUUUUAUCGUACCAUCCCCCACAAUAUUUGGUCAUUUUAUACUAUGAAUUUGCACUUAAAAUUAGAUCCGAGGUAUUUUGUCACUUUUGUAGGUGUUAGGGUAGAUUAAGUUUAUGGCAAAACAUAAGUCCCAGUUUUUAAUCGGAAGUUUAUGCACAACAUUUAUGACUUUAGCCAAUCAUAACCCAUAUAUUUCAUUCCCUAAUCCGUUUGGAUUGACAAUUAUUUAUUGAUUUCAAAAUGGAAAAUACUAUUGGCCAAAAUUCCAGCCAAUAAACACAAAGGAAUGAGGACUUUAGUUAUUCACAUUUGGACGCAUGUGACUGGUCUUCACUUCUUGUUCUAUAGCAACUUUAUACCUGAGUUAUAUGUUAGUGUGUUUUAGUACAAGAUUUAUGGGAUUCCAUUUUUUGUUCUGGAUUGACAAAUGACUAGCUUAUUUCAUCAUUGAUUUGAACAACUUUUCCUUCAAUUCAUUAUCGAGCAUUUUCAAAACAGUUAAUGUAUCGUAAUAAAACUGAGAACGGUGGUUGAUUUAAAUAACUAUCUGUGGAUUAAAAAUUUACUGAGACUCAAAAGUGACAUGUUAAUGAAGUUUUCAUGUCUGUCAAAAUAAAUAGGAUUAUUCAUUUCUGCUAGUAAAUUGUGGUAAACAAUGCAAUUCACUCAACGGCUGAUUGAAGAUAUGAUGAUUUAAAAACUAUUGGUUUAUCCAAUCUUACCAUAUUUUGAUAUGUAGGAUUUGUUCUGAAACUUGACAACUUAUCAGUAGCUUCAAGGCAACUCAGUAGUUUCGACUGACUAACCUUUUUCUUUUGUUAAAUGAAGCUAAAAUAACUGGGGAUUUUCAAAUAAUUUGUGCCCAAAACUCCAUAAGAUACCAUAUGAAAUAAUUAUGCCUCAGGAUUUUGAAGAUAAACCAUCAGUGGGAGAAUGUCGUGUGAUUUUACCAGACAAAUCAAUUUCUCUGAAUUGUAAAAAUCAGAGUGCAAUAAAUAACACAUGUGAUAUGCUACCUGAAGAUAAUGACAAAUUAAGUCAACAGUUGCGAAAUGAAGAAAUUGAGAUUUUUAGCCCUGAAACACAUCCUGAAUAUUUUGUACCAGUUGCUCCCGAUGGUGGUUGGUCAUGGAUUGUCUUACUGGCCACAUUCCUUAAUUUCUUUCUGAUUGAUGGGAUCUUCUUUUCUGUUGGUCUUUUAAUGGUUGAAUGGGCUGAUCAUUUCGAAGCUUCAAAAACCAAGGUCUCAUUAGUUAGUUCAUUGAUGUUGGGGUGUUAUCAAAUGAUUGGUCCUUUUGCUGCAGCACUAACAAACAAAUUUGGUUGUCGAACAGUCGCUCUUUUUGGAUGCGCUCUGGCAUCUGUAUCGAUUUUCAUUAGCUCUUUAAUGCCUACCGUAGAUGCUUUAAUCAUUACUUUUGGAAUAUUAGUUGGCUCUUCAUUUGGAUUAAUUUAUUUACCAGCACUAAUUGCGGUUAGUUUCUAUUUCAACAGAAAACGUGAAUUGGCUAGUGGUAUAGCUGUGGCUGGAACACCUUUUGGGGCUGUGAUAUUUGGACCUCUAGCAGGUUACUUAAUUCAGUUAUAUGGAUGGUCAUGUACAUUAGUAUUCUUCUCUGCAUUUAUACUUCAUGGUAUUAUUUUAUCAUGUCUUUAUCGUCCAUUGAAACCGAUGCAUAAAUUCGAAAUGUUAGAUUUAUCUAAAGAGACUAAUGAAUCUAUUGUUAAUUUAGUUGAUGUAAUUCAAAGUAAUUUAAUGAUAGCAUCGAAUACAUUUAUUAAAUCAAAUCAAUUUAUCAAUUCAUCAAAUCGUAUUGGUCAAACUUUAUAUAAAUUAGAUGAAGGAAAUGAAGAAAAUGAACAAUUACUACAGCAACAACAACGAAAAAACAGUUUGAAUAUUGAAGUUGGUGAAAAUUUAAAAAAGAAACAAUCUAUACAUGAGAAGAAAUUACAUAAAUUGAAUCUAUGUGAAGAGGAUGUACAGAAGUGUACAGAUGAAAAGAAAGAAGCGAUGAGCGAAAAUCCUAAAUUAUCAGAAUCGACAACUGUUCAUGGUCAAACAGUAUUAAAACAGGUCGAUAAAAGUUUGGUUGACCCAAGUAGGUUAAUUAACCCGUCAUCAUCAUCAGCUGAUCAACCUUCUUCCCUGGUACCCAAUACUAUUAAAUUACCCUCAGUUUCUAAUGAUCGUGCUAUUUCCAUACGGGAAAAUCAAUUAUCACCAGAAUCUGUCGCUGAGAAACGGAUGAAUACAUCGGAUCACAAGCAAAAUCUCACAACUGAUCAAUCAGUAAUACGCAGUGGUAGAUCACAAGGAACUGAUCCAACUUCGUAUGUUUUUUCUACACCAUGUUUAAGCGUUAAUAAUCCAACUUAUGAUGGACAGACUAGUAAUAAAGCCAAUAAGUUUCUCCUUGAUGUUUAUAAUAGAAGAAUUAUAAAUCCUUUAAGAAAUAAAAAAUUACUACAUCCUGCUACUGCUACUACUGUAUCAAGACGACGUCAUCUUUCGCAUAAUUUAACUCCAAGUAUUCCCACUAUUGUAGAAGAUCAAGAAUUAACUAAAUCUAGUGGUAAUAAUCAACUUCAUGUUAAUUUAGCUGGUCAAGAUUUUAGUUCUGCCAUAACUGUUGCAAAUUUGGGACGCGAUAAACGUCGAAUAUCUGUGGAUCCAAAUUUAAUCAAUUCAGGUCUUAUUCAUAGUUCUAUUGCAAGUGUAUUAACUACUUAUCAUCCACAAAAAUUAGAAUUUCGCAAAAUGGAUUCUAAACCUGUUCUAGUUGCACUACCUCAUGAAUCUAUCACUAUUGAAGAUUAUUCAAGACCUCUUUAUCGAAGUGAUAUAUUUUUCGGAGGUAAUCCAAUGCCACAAAUACCAAAGGAAUAUUAUUCAACAAUUACUAAAAUGAAAUCAACUGGAGAUGUAGAUAGAAAAAUGCAAAACAAAUUAAAUGAUAUAUAUCGUAUGACUAAUUCAUGUUUAACAGUUCCAUUAAAUGAUACUAUCGAUCAUAGUCAUGUUGAGGGUUCUUAUGGUACACUUAGUGAUGGUGAUGAACAUGAGUCAGGAUUUUGUAAGUCACAAUCUAAUUGGAUAGAAUCAAUGAUUGUCUCAUUAACUAGUAUACCAUUACCAAAUGAUGACAAUAGAGGUCUUCUAUUACCAUCAGCUAAACAGAGUUUAAAUGAAAAACUACAUAAGAGUUUUCCUGAUUAUGAUAGUAGAAUUCAUGAUGAGACCGGUGGUGGUGGUAAUAUUCGUUAUGAAACCUAUGCUGAUGAUGUUGAUCAUGGUGAAGAUGAUAAUACUGAUCAUGUUAGUGUGAUGGAUGAUAUUUGUUUAUGUGGUUUUUGUCUAACUGGUAUUCGACGCCUCCGUGAUUGUCGUUUAUGUUCUUCAUUAUUUUAUUCACAAAAAUUACCGGAUUGUUGCCCGUGUUUUCUUGUUAAACAAAAACCAAUCUAUAAACGUGUAAAUAAAGAAUUUCCUAAUCAACAUGAAGCUGAUAUUAUAGAUGAGUUAAACAUAAAUGAUUUUAAUGAUUUAACCAAAGUUACAAGAUACACUCGUUUUAUUCAAUGCUGUAAAUGUGUUUCUUUAAAACCUAUACUGGAUGUAUUAGGUACUAUGUUAGACUUAUCAUUAUUAUUCAAACCAAAAUAUUUAAUAUUGUGGAUUUCCAAUUUAAUUGGUUUAUUGGGUAUGUAUGUUCCAUUGAUUUAUGUUAGUGAUUUUGCUUCAGUUUAUGGCAUAUCUACUAAACUGUCGUCUUAUUUUUUAUCGAUUAUGGGUGUUUCAAGUAUUAUUGGACGAUUACUUGUUGCGUGGUUAAGCAGUUUAUCAUUUGUUUCUCCAUUAAUUAUGCAAUCUAUUACACAAUUUUUACUUGGACUACUUGUAUGUUUAAUGCCUGUUUUUACAACGUUUAUCAGCAUGGCUACUUCAUUUGGAUUCUACGGUUUUUUGACUGGUGUUUUUUCCACUCUUAGUACAAUUAUAUUAUAUGAUUUAGUUGGAAUGGAUGAACUUACUACAGCUGUUGGUUUAAUAACAUUAAGUCGUGGUAUAUCCAGUGCAUUGGGUGCUCCAUUAGCUGCUCUCCUGUACGAAGCAACGAAUAGUUUCAGAGUCCCUUAUAUAGCAGCAGGUUUAACAAUUAUUAUAUCGGCGCUACUAUUCCUGUUAAUUUUAUGCUAUGAUUGGAUCGUGUAUUUAUUUACUACUGUCAAAUCUAAGCAAAGUAACACAGAAAUUUGUUCAUAUGAAUGAUCGAGACAAAGAAAAAAUUGAACAAAGCACAAAUUUUAAAAUGAAAUUAGUAUCGUUAUACAAACAACAAACAGUUGUACAUUAUUAAGCACAAUCACAUCCAUCCAUACAUACACAAAUAGAAUACCUAAACCUUCAGUUCAAUCAAUAUUACUUUACACAAACUGAACAAAUCACAUAUAUGAUAAAAUGUUGGCUUGUUUCGAUGACUACUAUCAUCAUCGAGAUUAAUAAUUUAACAUUCCUACUGUAUUU